GUCUAUAUAUGUAUAUAGGUAAAAGCAAACGAUAUAAUAAUAUAUGAAUUGUGUAAAAAACAUGUUGUAAUGUAAGUAUUUAGUUGCGCGGCGCAGCUGCGAAACGAACAUUUUAUAAUUGAAAACGUGUAAAACGAACAUAACAUAAAACAAGAAGUGCAGAAGAGAGCGCAGAUCGCGUUUAUCGGUCGAGUUGACAAUAUACAGUGUAUAUGGGGCCAUAUGCUGCCGGCCUUUCGUUUGCAAAACUUUUUUCACUAUAACUUUUCACACACCUGAUAUAUAUACAUAUAUAUAUUUUGACCAAAAAAAAACAAAACGAAAACAGAAAACUUGUUCUUUUUCUUUCUCACUCGCGAAAUAGACGCGCGGCGGCAACCAUGGUUUCAACAAUGAAACUACCAUUAACCUCACAAUGCAUUAAAUACCUCAUGUUUGCCUUCAAUCUCAUUUUUGUGAUUACUGGAAUAAUUUUACUGUCGAUAGGAUCAGUGAUUCUUGGUGUGUACAAUAAUUAUGAACACUUCCUGGACAAUAAAUUCCUCUCUGUGCCAACACUUUUAGUAACAAUAGGAGCAAUUAUAUUUUUUAUUGCCUUUUUCGGUUGUUGUGGUGCGGUCAGAGAAAAUUAUUGCAUGGUUGUCACGUUUGCGACGUUAAUGAUUGUAGUUUUCAUAUUGGAAUUAUCGGGAGGAAUUUCUGGUUAUGUUUUAAGAAAUCGUGCGAUUGAAGUGAUCGAAGGAAAAAUGAAUCACACGAUGGAAGACUAUGGUAAAAAUAAAGAGAUGUCAAUUGUUUGGGACAAUCUUCAAACAAAUUUCGAUUGUUGUGGAAUGGAAAACUAUAAGGAUUGGGAAAAAAUUUGGAAAAAUAAUUCGCUGCCAAGAACGUGUUGUGAUUAUGAACCGGGAGCAAGUGGAAAUAUAAGUUGUCUCGCAUCAAAUUCAAUAAAUUCAAAAGUCAAGGAAACCGGUUGUCUUAAUGCAUUUGGAAAUUUUGUAAAAGGACAUGCCGUACAACUUGGUGGGGCGGGAAUUGGAAUUGCAUUUGUACAGAUACUGGGAAUUUGGUUUUCCAUAAUAUUAGCAAAGUCAAUUAGAAGUAGUUACGAGACUGUAUAGAAGAAGAAUUAAAGGAGAAAGAGGAGCUGAGUAAAGGAGAAAUAUUCCAUAUGCCAUAUAAAAUCUCUUCCAUAAAUUUUAGAAACUUCGACAACAUCAGUGAUAAUAAACUUCAUUUAAAAAAAAAACAUAA
Leptopilina heterotoma is the source of this 1254-nucleotide messenger RNA. Its product is annotated as CD63 antigen-like. Lineage: Eukaryota; Metazoa; Arthropoda; Insecta; Hymenoptera; Figitidae. The record is from RefSeq and is a predicted model, not a curated record. Gene Ontology annotation, cellular component: membrane. Bases 381 to 1121 code for a protein of 246 amino acids. The transcript has 5 exons.